Messenger RNA from Nerophis lumbriciformis (worm pipefish), 774 nucleotides. RefSeq names its product bolA family member 3 (gene bola3). The record is from RefSeq and is a predicted model, not a curated record. NCBI's taxonomy places the organism in Eukaryota, Metazoa, Chordata, Actinopteri, Syngnathiformes, Syngnathidae. Gene Ontology annotation, cellular component: mitochondrial matrix.
CAUAUUCAAGGGACGUUGUGUAAAGACGCGCUAGCUAUAUACAUAAACUCUUCGCUCCAGUUUAACAAAACAAAUAUCCAGCAUGUUAACGAUGUUGGCUGGUAAGGGAACCAGCUUUGUCAUAUCUGCGCUUCGGAUUGUUUGCAGGAGUAAGGCAGUCCUUGGGCAGCCGUGGAGGUGUCUGUCCACGCAAACCGAUGGAGAAGUCCGCAUCGCGAAAAUACUCAAGGAGAAAUUCCCUCUAGCAUCAUCGCUCAAAGUCGUGGAUAUAUCGGGCGGCUGUGGGGCCAUGUAUGAGGUCCACAUAGAGUCCAGUGAGUUCAAAGACAAGAGAACUAUCCAGCAACACCAACUCGUUAAUCAGGCACUGAAGGAAGAGAUUCAAGGAAUGCAUGGACUGAGAAUAUUUACAGAUAUUCCAAAAUAAUACUAUACAAAUUUCACUGCUACUACAAAAUAUGCCAUGAAUCAACAAUUUGUUGGUAGAUAUUAUACAUAAACAAAUAAUGUUAAAUACAAUAUUACAAAAAAUACUGCAUACAGUAAGUAAACACAAAACAACUGAUGGUCCUGCGUUUAAAGUAUUGCCAUGUUGCCUGAGGCUGUGAGCCAAAUAUAUACUCUAAUGUCCCAGCAUAGUUUAUGUAUUGCACCUGAAUCAGUCAACACACUGCACAUGGGCAUAGUGUAUUUAUUUAUGAUAUACCAAGACUAUGUAAGAAUGUAUAAGCAAUUUUUGCUUGACUCGCUCCAUUAAACUAUUUUGUAUUAUUA